UUUGCUGUCAGAUUGAGAUCUUAACUUAUCGUUUGAGACAAAUUAUAUCCUAUUCAGACGUUCUUCGCGAAUGCAAAUGUUCAAUUUUAGACUUGCGUUUUUUGUAAAUGCGAAGUUUAGACUGACUAUUGCUAUCCAAUUUAUAAUGAGUACAUUGAUGGUGUGCUGCACCCUUUAUCAAAUGAGUAAAUCAUCAACGAAAAUUAAAUCUGUUGAAAUGACAUUAAAUGUACUUUCUAUGUUAACUCAAAUUUUCUUCUAUUGUUGGUAUGGGAACGAAUUAAAGAUAAAGAGUUACCAAAUGAUUGAUGACAUUUUUGAAAUGGAGUGGCUAACAUUGGACAUAAAUAUAAAGAAAUCUUUAAUGAUAAUAAUGAGGCGAACAAUUGUGCCUAUUCAGAUUACCUGUGCUUAUGUUAUGCCUAUGAACCUUAGUUCUUUUAUGAGUAUACUUAAGACGUCUUAUUCCAUGUACAACUUACUGCAAAAGAUGUAGGUGUGAUUCUCUGAAAGAUCUGUGGAAUUGCUCUACUGAGAUAUCAUAAUAUCAAAUCUGAAAACAGGCAAAAAAGAAGAAGAAAUAUAAUAUUAUUUGCAAUUAGU
Messenger RNA from Vollenhovia emeryi, 603 nucleotides. Its product is annotated as odorant receptor 49b-like. Gene Ontology annotation, cellular component: plasma membrane. The transcript is spliced from 4 exons. Gene Ontology annotation, biological process: detection of chemical stimulus involved in sensory perception of smell; sensory perception of smell. The coding region runs from base 71 to 496 and encodes 141 amino acids. The record is from RefSeq and is a predicted model, not a curated record. Gene Ontology annotation, molecular function: odorant binding; olfactory receptor activity. NCBI's taxonomy places the organism in Eukaryota, Metazoa, Arthropoda, Insecta, Hymenoptera, Formicidae.